Messenger RNA from Cyprinodon variegatus (sheepshead minnow), 3704 nucleotides. RefSeq names its product N(alpha)-acetyltransferase 25, NatB auxiliary subunit (gene naa25). Bases 48 to 2963 code for a protein of 971 amino acids. NCBI's taxonomy places the organism in Eukaryota, Metazoa, Chordata, Actinopteri, Cyprinodontiformes, Cyprinodontidae. Gene Ontology annotation, molecular function: protein-N-terminal amino-acid acetyltransferase activity; protein binding. The transcript is spliced from 24 exons. The record is from RefSeq and is a predicted model, not a curated record. Gene Ontology annotation, biological process: N-terminal peptidyl-methionine acetylation. Gene Ontology annotation, cellular component: cytoplasm; NatB complex.
CCCGCAGUGCGCAUGCGCGGACAUUUACGCAGCAGGUAAACUCCACCAUGGCGGCGAGAGGCCAUGUGCAAGAUCCCAACGACAGGAGACUCAGACCUAUUUAUGAUUACCUUGAUAAUGGCAACAACAAGAUGGCAAUACAGCAGGCAGAUAGACUGCUGAAGAAACAUAAGGACCUCCACUGUGCCAAGGUCUUAAAGGCCAUCGGCCUUCAGCGGACGGGGAAGCAGGAUGAAGCCUUCGCUUUGGCCCAGGAGGUGACCGUCUUAGAGCCCACCGACGAUAACUCACUCCAAGCUCUCACCAUUCUCUACAGGGAGAUGCACCGUCCUGAGCUGGUGACUAAGCUGUAUGAGGCUGCAGUGAAGAAGGUGCCUCUCAGCGAGGAGUAUCACUCUCACCUGUUUAUGGCGUACGCUCGAGUUGGAGAGUACAAGAAGAUGCAGCAGGCUGGAAUGGCUUUGUAUAAAAUAGUCCCCAAGAAUCCGUAUUACUUCUGGUCUGUCAUGAGUCUGGUGAUGCAGGCGAUCUCAGCGAAGGAUGAAAAACUGGCCCAGACCAUGUUCCUGCCUCUGGCCGAACGCAUGGUGGAGAAAAUGGUGAAGGAGGAGAAGAUCGAAGCAGAAGCAGAGGUGCAGCUUUAUUUUAUGAUCCUGGAGCGUCUGGGAAAGUGUGAAGAAGCCCUUGAAGUGAUCCGGGGUCCACUGGGAGAGAAACUGACAAGUGAGCUGCAGAGCAGGGAGAGGAAGUGCAUGAUGCUCUACACACGGCUAGAGCGCUGGCCGGAGUGCAACGCCCUGGCCCAGAAGCUGCUGCUGAAAAAUCCAGAUGAUUGGCAGUUCUAUCCCUCCUACUUCGACUCUCUGUUCCACCUGAUGGAUCAGUCGUGGAGCCCGCCAGAAGACGGCGACCACUGUUCGGAGGGCUCUGUACAUCACACGGUAUCGGAGGUGGUGAGGUUUGUAGAGGAGAGGAUUACGGUAGAGGACGGCAAAGACUCUCGAUCGCUCAGAGGGCCUUAUUUGGCUCGGCUGGAACUGAUGCACAGACUGAGGGAGCGAGGAUACCCUGAGGAGAACCUGCCAGGCGAACCUUUAGAGCUGAUGGUGCAGUUCUUCAGAAAGUUUGGAGACAAGCCAUGCUGCAUCACAGACUUGAAAAUCUAUCUUCACCUGCUAGCUCCUGACCAACACGUCCAGUUUAUCAACCGGCUCAGUGAAGCGGUUCCCCUGGGAGAGCAGGGCGAGGAUGGCUUCACCUUCCCAGAGGACACCAAAUCCCUCCAGCGGCAUCUGUGCGUCUGUCAGCUGACCCGAGCCCUCGGCCUGCAUCACUCUCUGGACGUCCCUGGGAAACUGCGCCUCAUCGCCGAGCUGAAGGCUCACUAUCGCCACGGGCUGAAGUUCGGCAGCGGUGCCCUGAAGACGGAGCUGCAGUUCUCUGAUAUGUACUGCCUCAUGGCAGCUCAUGUGUUCAUCGACCUGUGGACAGAAACAGGGGACGAGGACAUGGUGUGGCAGUGUUUAGGGCUCUUAGAGGAGGGUCUUUCUCAGAGCCCCUCAAACGCUCAGUUCAAGCUGCUGCUGCUGCUCCUCUACUGUCGCCUGGGAUCCUUUGAGCCUGUGGUGGACCUUUAUUCCAGCCUGGAUGCCAAACACAUACAGCACGACACCAUAGGGUAUCUUUUAACCCGUUAUGCUGAGUCUCUGGGUCAGUUCGCUGCAGCUUCGCAGUCCUGCAACUUCUCCCUCAGGUUUUUCCACUCCAACCAGAAAGAUACCUCAGAGUACAUCAUUCAGGCGUACAAGUACGGGGCUUUUGAAAAAAUCCCAGAGUUCAUUGCUCUCAGGAACAGGCUGAACCAAUCGCUGCACUUCGCCCAGGUUCGCACUGAAAGGAUGCUGCUGGACUUGUUCCUUGAGGCUGAUAUCAUCUUGAGUCUAGAGGAAAGUGUUAAGGCCAUGUCUUUGUCUUCAGAGGAAGACGAUAUCCCCUGGGAUAGUUUAAGGGACAACCGGGACCUUACUGUAUUUACAAACUGGGACCCCAAAGAAAGACAAUUAACCGAUGAGCAGCGGACUCGGUCAAUGGAGGAGGAGUCCGUUUGGCUGCGGAUACGCUCCCUGACGCUUCGCUUGCUCGCCUCGCUCACGGCGUCAGGACACGCUCCCUCACAGCAAAACUCUGAGAUUUCCAACGAGAACGGAGUCGGAGACAAAAGCUCGCACCUGCGCAGCCUGCUGCCCGAGCUCAACGAGACGCUACAGAUGGCAGCGCAGAUCGCAGAAAAACACAUACAGUACCCCCUCCUGGGCCCCCCCUCCACCCGGCUAGCCUCGGCGCUGUCCAUCGGCAGCUGUCAGUGUCAGGCCGCAGCCCUGCAGCUGUCGGUCCAUCUGCAGGAGCUGGAGUCGGCGGGACUCGACGAAUCGUCGGAGCUUCAGACUCAAAUCUGUAACGUUUUUAAAUCGUUGGUAGUUCAGCUUCAAGAAAUGCUUAAUAAAUGCAAAGGGGACUUAUUGGAAAUGAAAGAGAGCAAAUUGAAAACCCAACCCUCCUUAUUAGAAAAUCUAGUUUUCUUUGUUGAGACAGUCAGCAUAGUGUUGUGGACCGCUAGCUACUGUGCCAAGAUCCUACGACCGCUUAAAACAAGUUUACAGAAGAAGAAAAAGAAGAAAAAGGAUGCCAACUCAGCUCAGCCGUUGGUGGUCUGUGGAUUCCAGGAACUGAGUGGGAGCUUGCAGGAACUACUCAACCAGGCAGCGGAGCACAUCAGAGGGCAAGAGUCUGGCAUUACAGCCCAAAAGCUGGCCAGUUUAACCUUGGAAGGAUUCUCACAGGACGAGGCGUCGUUUACGAAGGUCGCCAUGGAGAAGGUUCAAGGCAGUUACCUUCGCUCGCUCCAGGAGGUGGGCGAUCUACUCAAAAAGAGAGCUGAAACUUUAAAGAACCUUAAAAUCUGAGCAUUGCACAGCCGCCCGGACUGAAGAAGACUGUACCCCCCUCCACCAUCACACCCCCGUUCCUGUCUGAUCCGCCGCGAGUCAAACGGAAACCUCGCCACGCUGCCCGUUUCCUGUCCUCUUCACUACCUGGGGCUGCAGGAGCUCCGUCUGGGUCUUUGUUUUUCCUCCCGCUCCACGUCACCACGCGCCUCCAGAACUCACACAACUCUAAUAGCACAUGAGCCUGUAAGAAAACUCAUGAACUGACGCAGCAUCUGCGAAUGACACCCAACAGGUGCACUCUUAGACAGAAUUAUCUCACAUAAGGAAAAAUGAAUAUACAGUUUUAGAAUCUAAUAAAUUAUUGUACAUAAUAUAAACCAUAACUCAUUGACUUCAUGAGAGUAUAAGACCUAAUAAACCACUAUCCUGUUUGUCGGUAAGUUUCCUGUUCUCUGGUGACGUCACAAACUCACCUUUAGACGCACAACUUCAGCGCUGAGGAGGAAGGAUCUGUCUAUGUGCUGCUUUUCUUUUUUUUUUCUUUAAUUUUCAGCUGCUUUUGGAGGGACGAACGCCCGGCAGCCAGCAGGGGGCGCUUUGGACUGACGAAGCGCCCCGUUACAGAAUCGUUACGUCCUCUUUUGUUUCGGUUAGCUUCCUGUACGUCGUUUAUUGCUUUGAACCCUCGUAGUUGCAGUAUUACACGAAUUGAGCUAAAUAACAGGAGGAUGUUUCCUUUUUUUUUAAUAAAUACUG